AUGGUCAAGAAUCGGAAGAGGAAGGCGGCAGAGCCUUCAGAAGCCAAAGACAAGGUAAGCACCGCCGAAUUGGAAGCCAUCGUCUUUGGGGGUGCAAGCUUCCAAGGUGAAGAGAAGUCGGAGCAGGCGAAGGAGGCGAAGGAGGCGAAGGAGGACGUGGAAGAAGCUCCUGAAACAGGAGCCAGAAGAGCAGCUUGGGUUGAUCCUGAUGAUGCGGAUCUUGAAGUGCCUCUUGUCGGACGGCGCGGGCGACUGCGUCACAAAGCCACCCAUGUGACGGGCGAGGAGUAUGAACAGCUGCUACGGCAGCAAUUCACCAAGCUCAACGGUGUGGCGCGUUGGACGGAGAAGCAGCCGACCAAGGAGCUUUCAGAUUCAGAGGAGGAGGAGGAGGAGUUCGAAGCGAUUGCCUCGAGCAUGCCGGCGGUGGCCAGAGGAGGCUUUCAUUCAAACGGAUUGAUCUCCAACGACUCCCAGAGCUACCACUGCUGGCAAAUGGUCAGAGGAAAGGUUCUUCGGCCAUCGAGGCCUUGCAGUUCCACCCCAACUCUGAAUUGCUCCUCACCGGCGGCCGCGAUAAAACGCUGCGACUCUUUGCGGUCGAUGGCGAUGAGAAUCCGAAGGUGGCGUCGUACUUCUUCAAACAGUUUCCAAUUCUCUGUGCGACCUUUACGCCCACCGGUGAUCAGAUCCUCAUGUCAAGUACCACUAGUCAGAUGUGGGGCUUGGAUGUGA
Messenger RNA from Durusdinium trenchii, 735 nucleotides. NCBI's taxonomy places the organism in Eukaryota, Dinophyceae, Suessiales, Symbiodiniaceae. The record is from the annotation of a GenBank genome assembly.